AUGCUUUGCUCUUGGAAGCACUCAAUCGCGUUGUUACUGACGGUUCUUGGACCGUUUAUUGGUCUUGUACAUGCACAACACACAAACAAUUGGGCAGUUUUGGUAUCAACUUCACGAUUCUGGUUCAACUAUAGACAUAUGGCGAACGUUCUCAGCAUGUAUAGAACUGUCAAGCGACUUGGAAUACCGGACUCGCAAAUUAUACUGAUGCUAAGUGAUGACGUAGCAUGCAAUUCGAGGAAUUUGUUCCCAGGAAGCGUGUUUAAUAACCAAGACCACGCAAUUGAUCUAUAUGGGGAUUCUGUCGAGGUUGACUACCGCGGCUAUGAGGUUACCGUUGAGAAUUUUAUAAGAUUGCUCACCGACAGAUGGUCCGAGAGCCAGCCCAAAUCUAAGAGGCUUCUGACAGACGAAAACUCCAACAUAUUUAUCUAUAUGACUGGCCACGGUGGUGACGACUUUUUAAAGUUCCAAGACGCAGAGGAAAUUGCUUCUGAGGACAUUGCAGACGCCUUUGAACAGAUGUAUGAGAAGAAAAGGUAUAAUGAGAUUUUCUUUAUGAUCGACACUUGUCAGGCUAAUACAAUGUAUUCAAAAUUCUAUUCGCCUAAUAUCCUGGCGGUCGGGUCAAGCGAAGUUGAUGAAAGUUCCUUCUCACAUCACUCAGACGUUGAAAUUGGUGUCGCGGUCAUUGACAGAUUCACUUACUACAGUUUGGAAUUUUUGGAGCAAAUUGAGAAGAACUCUUCUCUGACUUUGAAAGACCUGUUCGAUUCGUACACAUUCGAGAAAGUUCAUUCUCACGUCGGUGUUAGAACUGAUCUCUUCAAGAGAGAUCCCAAAGAUGUUUUGAUCACAGACUUCUUCGCAAACGUUCAAAAUAUAGUCCCAGACAAUGUCGAUGCGAAUGGGUAUAUCUACGAGAGUACGGACAACGAUACUUUUGUUCAGAAUGUUUUAAACUUGGCUUUAGAGAGAACAACGGAUGAAAAUGAGGAUGAUCAACAUGAAAGAAAUCAGUUUUUCCACCAACAUUUCACUAGAACAAGCGACCUAACUCAAGAAAUCGAACUAGUUCCUAUAGCGGGCAUUAGGUCUCGCGUUUGGGCCGUCGGCAUGAUAUUAAUAUCGACUGUGACGUAUUUUCUGCUUCAAGGAAAGCAUUCGAAGCCCGCUCGACGGGAGCUCUUUAGCUCGCUGAAUUGA
This is a messenger RNA of Torulaspora globosa, 1206 nucleotides long. It is a transcript of the gene GPI8, whose product is annotated as GPI-anchor transamidase. The coding region runs from base 1 to 1206 and encodes 401 amino acids. Gene Ontology annotation, molecular function: GPI-anchor transamidase activity. Gene Ontology annotation, cellular component: GPI-anchor transamidase complex. Lineage: Eukaryota; Fungi; Ascomycota; Saccharomycetes; Saccharomycetales; Saccharomycetaceae. Gene Ontology annotation, biological process: proteolysis; attachment of GPI anchor to protein; protein localization to cell surface. The transcript has a single exon. The record is from RefSeq and is a predicted model, not a curated record.